This is a messenger RNA of Adineta ricciae, 143 nucleotides long. The record is from the annotation of a GenBank genome assembly. Lineage: Eukaryota; Metazoa; Rotifera; Eurotatoria; Adinetida; Adinetidae.
AUGGCUGACGGUAUCAAUGGAACUAUUCUUGGUCAUGUGCCAAUCGAUAUACUUGCCGUUCAACCAGGCAGGUAUAUCGAUUGGCACAUGACCAAGAAUAGUUCCAUUGAUACCGUCAGCCAUCUGAAGUGUAAAGUUUUGUA